Messenger RNA from Telopea speciosissima, 3736 nucleotides. RefSeq names its product pentatricopeptide repeat-containing protein At2g13600-like. Gene Ontology annotation, biological process: RNA modification. The transcript has 2 exons. Bases 65 to 2926 code for a protein of 953 amino acids. Gene Ontology annotation, molecular function: RNA binding; protein binding. Lineage: Eukaryota; Viridiplantae; Streptophyta; Magnoliopsida; Proteales; Proteaceae. The record is from RefSeq and is a predicted model, not a curated record.
GCCAUUGUACUGUACCCGUUCAGACGCCCUUGAAUGAUGAUGACCCAUUGUCCCUCUAGAGCAGAUGUUAAUACGCAGGACUUUCUGCUCAUGGGGGCAGCAGCAAUCUCUUGCGGAGAAACUGUGGGCGCUUUCCAUGGAAGGCCGCCUCGACGAGGUCAUUCGAAUCCUUCGCCAAACCCCAGACUCAGCCCGCCAACUUUUGACCUCCGAAACAUACCUCCCGCUCAUCAGAUGUUGCAUUAAAUUCAAAGCCUUUGCUCAGGGCAGAGAGAUCCAUAAACACAUCGUUGAUAGCGGCAUCAGACCUGAUGUAGUCAUACUGAACAAUCUGAUGAUGUUGUAUUCGAAAUGUGGGAAUCUCGAGGUUACCCGCCAAGUGUUCGAGGGGAUGGCCGAACGAAACCUCUUCUCUUGGACUGCAAUGAUUGGGGCAUAUUCCAACUCUGGUUAUUCGCUCAAAGCCUUCAAGUCUUAUGAGCAAAUGAUUUUGGCAGGAUUUAGAGCAGAUCACUUCCUUUAUCCUCUGGUUUUGAAGUCCUGUUCAGGAAUGAAGGCUUUAGGGAGAGGGCAACGGGUUCAUGCGGAUAUCAUAAGAAGUGGCUUUCAGUGGGAUUUGGUCGUAAUGAACUCUCUCGUAGACAUGUAUGCCAAAUGUGGAAAUGUUGGAGAUGCCAAAAGAACUUUCGACGAAAUGGCUGUCAGGGAUAUUUUUGCUUGGACUUCGAUGAUUGUUGGCUACACCCAGAUGGGCCAUGGUCUACAAGCAUUGGAACUGUUCAAAGGAAUGAUGCUUUCGGGGGUUAAACCUUGUUCAGCCACUUUAGCGGGGAUUUUGCCUAUUUUUUCUGAUCUGGGUUCACUAGAACUUUCGAAACAGAUUCAUGGAUUGGUUAUUAUAAGUGGGUUUGAGUAUGAAAAAUUUGUUGGAACUUCUCUUAUCGAUAUGUAUGCAAAUUGUGGUGGUCUGGGGUAUGGCCGCCUCAUAUUUGAUAGAGUAAAGGACAAGGAUGUUGUUUGUUGGAACACCAUGAUCAAGGGUUAUGCUCAGGUGGAUCUCUUUGACGAGGUUCUUGAAUUAUUGAGAUGGAUGGAUAAAGAUGGGAAAAUUCCAAAUAAAACAACAUGGGAUUGCAUUAUUUCACAUUUUCUCCAAAGAGGACAGCCUGUAGAAGUUCUUUUCAGUCUGGUCAACCAAUUGGAGCAGAAUGGUAUGAUGUUAAAUGUAAUGUCAUUAACAUUAUUAGAUCAACUGUGUGAACAAGUAGAAGAUAUCAAACAAGUAAACGAACUCCAUGGGCACCUAAGCAGGGAUGGGUAUAUCUUGGGGAGUAUUGUGGCAUCUUGCCUUAUACGCAUGUACUCGAAAUGUGGAGAUCUUGAAGCUGCUCAAGAAGUUUUUGAUUGCAUCAGGUCAAAGGAAUUGGAUUGUUGGAACUCUAUUAUUGCUUGCUUUGCUUACAAUGGUUAUGCCAAUAAAGCAUUGGAACUUUUCGAUUCAAUGCGUAAGAACUGCAUGAAACCUAAUGUCCACAGCUGGAAUACUGUAAUUGCUGGAUUCAUUGAUGUUGGCGAUUUUGAGACUGCUUUGGAGACCUUUACUUCUAUGAAGUGGUCAAACCAGAAGCCUAACCCAACGAGUUUUGAUAUUAUUCUUCCAGUAAUUGGCAGUUCUUCUUGUUCAGUAAUAGGGAAGCAAUUACACUGCAUGUUUCUUAGAAAUGAUUGUGAGAUGAGCAGAUUUGUCUGCACAGCAUUCAUUAACAUGUAUGGAAACUGUAGAAAUGUAGAUUAUGCAAUUAAUCUGUUUGAGUCAAUAGAUGAUAAGGAUUUGGUGUCAUGGAACGCAAUCAUAUCAGCUCUUGCAAAGAAUGGAUAUCUCAAUGAGGCUUCAAGAACCUUCCAUGAAAUGAAAAUGGCAGGGGUAUCUGCCAACAUAAUCACUUGGACUGCAUUGGUUUCAGGUUAUGCACAGAAUGGGGAAGUUGAUGAAAGUUUUAAGCACUUCUGUGAGCUUCAGUUGGAAGGACUAAAACCCAAUUCCAUUACAAUUGCUAGCAUCCUUCCAGCAUGUGCACAAUCAGCUACUCUAUCCCAUGGAAAAUCCAUUCACUGUUACAUCAUAAGAAGUGGGCUUCACUAUGACGAUCUAUUUAUCGCAAAUGCACUUAUAGACAUGUUUGUUAAAUGUGGAUGCAUGGAGUAUGCAGAACGAGUGUUCAGGAUUCUGCAUUGGAAAGAUGUAGUCUCAUGGAACACAAUGAUCCAGGGAUUUUCAGUGCAUGGAAAGGCAGAAUCUGCUCUCACUUUGUUUAGCCAGAUGUUAGCGGAUAGAGUGGACCCUGAUGGUGUCACUUUUGUUGGGGUUCUCUCUGCAUGUAGUCAUGCUGGGCUGGUUGAGGAGGGAUGGAAACAUUUUAACAGCAUGAAUGCCAGUUAUGGAAUUGUGCCAAGUGGGAAGCACUAUGCUUGCAUGGUUGAUCUCCUUGGGCGUAAGGGCCACUUUGAGGAUGUUAGAAAUUUCAUUCUUCAGAUGCCGCUGCAACCCACUGCAAGCCUUUGGGGUGCUCUUCUUUCUGCCUGCAAGACCCAUGGAAAUGUGGAAAUGGCUGAGUAUGCAAUGGACCAUCUCAUAGAGCUACAGCCUCAGAAUCCAGGGAACUAUGUGAUAUUAUCAAAUAUUUAUGCAAAUGCUGGGAGAUGGAAUGAUGUUGAUCAUGUGAGGAAAUUGAUGGUUGAUCAUGGAGUCAGGAAGCUGCCUGGUUGUAGUUGGAUUGAGAUUGGAAGCUCCAUUCAUGCCUUUACAGUUGAAAACACAUGGAACGAAGAUAUGAAUCAGGAAAUAAACAAAAUGCUGUUAGAUUUGGCAGCUGUGAUGAUCGAAGAAAGGUUUGUCCCUCAAAUAAACACAAUCGGUUUUACAUGAAAUCGGAAAUGGAGCACGGUUCAGUUUACUCCAGUGAGGAGAUGCGAGCAUAAAACUCAGCUUUUACAUAAAGAUGGCGUGAGUGUAAGGAACAAUAUUGAAACCCCAAGCUAUUAUGCUUAUUAUCCAUGUUGAGAAACACAUAAUCUGUGAUUAGAUUGAUAGAAUGAUUUUUUUAAGCAAUAAAUAUUAUAUGCAUUACUCCCCUUGGAUUGAGAUUGGUAGCCAAUGGUCAGAUCCAUUUGGCACUUACCCUAUCCCCUCUCACCCCUUCCUCUAUCUAAAUUUCGUAAUUCCUGAUGCAUCGCUCGUGAAGAUAAAGGAGCUCUCGGUUCCCUUCCCUACCCUUCCCUCUUUACUGACUCCUCUUCGUUUAACUUAAAGUCACCAAGUCCCUAGGUUACCUCCUCAUCUUCAAUUCUCUCAAUUUUUCCGCAUUUUGUCUCUAAUUGGUGAAGUCUUCUUAUAUUCUCUCGACCCAAAUUUUGCAAGCUGCAUUACGUGAAACAGGCCACCCUUGACUUCCCAUUCCGAUGCUCAUAUGGUAGUACAGAGACUAGAAGAUUUUAAUGUCUUCAACUAUGGAUCAAUAGGAGAUCUCAAGGAAUAUGAAGGUCAUUAAAGAUAAUCAUCUCUUACCAUGUGCUGACCAGAACGUAGCAGAACUGGUAAGCUUCAUUCAUGAAAUUGAAUUUUUCCCACUGGAUACUCUGAAUCAGCCAAGUAAAUUUAUUUCAGUUUGAUGUGCUUCUUAUGAAUGUUCUGCUAACCCUCUCCCCCCCCCCCCCCUUUUCCUGUUUGUUUGUAUCC